Molecule: messenger RNA, 1685 nt
Organism: Xenopus tropicalis (tropical clawed frog)
Lineage: Eukaryota; Metazoa; Chordata; Amphibia; Anura; Pipidae
Gene: ola1
Product: Obg-like ATPase 1
Exons: 11
Coding region: 76-1266 (396 amino acids)
Cellular component (GO): cytoplasm; nucleus; nucleolus
Molecular function (GO): ribosomal large subunit binding; GTP binding; ATP hydrolysis activity
Source: RefSeq, marked provisional
GAUCCUGAGGCCCCACGCCUGCAGUCCGGGAAGCCUUCCUACUCCGUCUGGAGGGACACGUGUUGAGCAACUAGGAUGCCACCCAAAAAGGCAGACGAUGGACCAAAACAGCACCCUAUCAUUGGAAGGUUUGGGACCUCUUUGAAGAUUGGAAUUGUUGGACUGCCAAAUAUAGGGAAAUCGACUUUCUUUAAUGUGUUGACAAAGAGCCAGGCAGCAGCAGAAAACUUUCCAUUCUGUACCAUUAAUCCAAACGAGAGCAGAGUACCUGUUCCAGAUGAGAGAUUUGAAUUCCUGUGUCAGUACCACAAACCCGCAAGCAAAGUUCCAGCCUUUCUGAAUGUGGUGGAUAUAGCAGGCCUCGUGAAAGGAGCAAGUACAGGACAAGGCUUAGGCAAUGCAUUCUUGUCAAACAUUAGCGCGUGUGAUGGAAUUUUUCACCUGAUGCGUGCUUUUGAUGAUGAUGAUAUCAUCCACGUUGAAGGAAGCGUCAACCCUGUACGUGACAUUGAGAUCAUACACGAAGAACUGCGGCUGAAGGAUGAAGAAAUGAUCAUUGCUGCUCUUGAUAAGCUUGAGAAAGUGGCAGUAAGAGGCGGUGACAAAAAGUUAAAACCAGAAUAUGACAUAAUGUGCAAAGUCAAAAACUGGAUAAUAGAUGAAAAGAAUCAUGUGCGCUUUUACCAUGACUGGAACGACAAGGAGAUUGACGUAUUAAAUAAAUACUUAUUCCUGACAUCCAAGCCGAUGAUCUAUUUAGUUAAUCUAUCAGAAAAAGAUUACAUCCGCAAGAAAAACAAAUGGUUGAUAAAAAUUAAGGAGUGGGUGGACAAGUAUGACCCAUGUGCCUUGGUCAUUCCUUUUAGUGGGGUCUUGGAGCUCAACCUGCAAGACAUGAGUGAUGAGGAAAAGCACAAGUAUCUGCAAGAGAAAGUGACACAAAGUGUCUUAUCCAAGAUUGUUAAAACCGGAUAUGCGGCACUCCAACUCGAAUACUUCUUCACAGCCGGCCCCGAUGAAGUACGUGCCUGGACCAUCAAGAAAGGGACGAAGGCUCCUCAGGCUGCAGGCAAGAUCCACACAGAUUUUGAGAAGGGUUUCAUUAUGGCGGAAGUAAUGAAAUUUGAUGAUUUUAAAGAAGAAGGCUCAGAGUCAUCUGUCAAGGCUGCAGGAAAAUACCGACAACAAGGCAGGAAUUACACAGUAGAAGACGGAGACAUUAUCUUCUUUAAGUUUAAUACACCUCAGCAAUCCAAAAAGAAAUAAUUUUUAAUUUUGAAGCAGAAGUGGGAGAUAAAAAAAAAAACUCUACUUCAUUGGUAAAAUUUACAUUUUGUUUUUUAUUUUAAUUUAGACAGAAUGCAAAAAAUAACAAGACAGUGAAAUCCCCCCCCUCCCCCCCAAGGAAAACCAAAUGUUUAUAUUCCAACUGGAAUAUGUCACCUCCUGCAAAGCAAUAGCAGCCCAGUCAAUGUGCUUUUCAGAUGAUUAAGACCCUUCUGCAAAGCACAGAAGCCUCUCUGCAACCACCCAAGUCUCAUGAUAGUUCAUUAAUCUCCAUCAUGUAUGCCAAGGCUGACACAUCUGACAGAAAGGACAAUGUGCGGCGCUCCGUUCGGAAUCUACAGAUAAUGCAUGUUUUACAGUACUCCAGAUGUCGACACUCAAUAAAACAUUUGACAAAA